Messenger RNA from Ipomoea triloba (trilobed morning glory), 561 nucleotides. RefSeq lists its product as uncharacterized. The coding region runs from base 1 to 561 and encodes 186 amino acids. The transcript has a single exon. The record is from RefSeq and is a predicted model, not a curated record. Lineage: Eukaryota; Viridiplantae; Streptophyta; Magnoliopsida; Solanales; Convolvulaceae.
AUGGAUGAUUCUAGUCUGAACUUAUGUCAGCGGAAAUACACACGGGAGAUCUUGAAAGAGGCAGGCUUUCUUAAUUGCAAACCAGUGAGUACCCCAUUAGUCCCAAACCAACGGCUGACCAAAGAUGGUGGCACCAUUUUGGAAGAUAUCAGCAGCUAUAGGCGUCUAGUGGGACGUCUUCUUUACCUAACCACAACACGGCCUGAUAUCUCUUUCGCCGUUCAGCAGCUCAGUCAAUUCAUCGAUGCACCGACGACUGAUCACUUAGCAGCUGCACACAGGGUUCUGCGUUACAUCAAAAAUGCACCUGGCCAAGGCCUUUUCUAUCCGAGAAACGGUGAAAUGCAGUUGAAUGUGUUCUCCGAUUCAGAUUCGGCGUCUUGUCUGGAUUCACGAAAAUCUGUCACGGGGUUUUGUAUAUUCCUUGACUAUGCUCUUAUAUGGUGGAAAUCAAAGAAGCAAACAACAGUGUCAAGGUCCUCUUCCGAAGCUGAGUAUAGAGCUCUUGCUUCAACAGUAUGUGAAGUUCAAUGGAUUUCUUCCCUCCUACAUGACUUAUAA